This is a messenger RNA of Temnothorax curvispinosus, 1869 nucleotides long. RefSeq lists its product as uncharacterized. Gene Ontology annotation, molecular function: catalytic activity. The transcript is spliced from 4 exons. The coding region runs from base 1 to 1869 and encodes 622 amino acids. The record is from RefSeq and is a predicted model, not a curated record. Lineage: Eukaryota; Metazoa; Arthropoda; Insecta; Hymenoptera; Formicidae.
AUGGAUUCCGGUGAAUAUAUUCGCAUUUGUCACGUGAAUUGCCAGUCGUUGUUUGCACAUCUUGAUGAGUUCAGAGCACAUUUCGUUGACUCGGAAUAUCACAUAAUCUGUAUGUCUGAAACUUGGCUUAAACCAUCCAUUCCAAAUCGCAUGGUUUUUCUGCAGGGAUACAAUGUGUUUAGACGGGAUAGAAUGGGCAAAACUGGUGGAGGUGUGGCCUUUUACCUCAGAGGAAAUGCCCACGCCAGGAUAUUAAGACAAUCCGAGGAAAAUUACUGUCGCAAACCAGAAUAUUUGAUGGCUGAAAAUUCUAUGGACGGAAACUCUAAGAUUCUACUGGCCGUAGUGUACUGGCCACCGCACUGCGGCUACAUUGAGGAAUUCUUCAAUGAUUUUUCCGAAUUAUCGGCACUGUACAGGCACACUGUCGUUUUUGGAGAUUUCAACGCGGACCUCAACACGCGGACUUUCGACGCGGAGCAGAUCCGUUUAUUGGUGGAUGCGAUGCGUUUCCAUCUUGUACCAUAUGGGCCCACACAUCACACGCUUACGUAUGGGCAGCAGGAGGCGUGUUAUUUGUCUGCCCAUGAUCUGGUUGACAUUACGUACAAAGUGAAAGUCGAGCGUUUUCAACGGCGUCACAUUACAGCUAGAGAUUUUCGCUCAUUUUAUCCUGAAACUUUCUGGAACGAACUGGCGGAAUACGACUGGAGUUCUGUAUUCACCGCGGAAGACAUAGACAGCAAGGUUAGCAUUCUAAAUGACUACCUUCUAGAAUGCUUCGAUAAGCAUGCACCACUACGCAAUGUCUAUCCUAGGCACUUGCCUGCUCCUUGGCUGACCAACGAUAUCAAGAACAAAAUAAAGAAGAGAAAUAUAGCUAGGAGGAAGUGGAAACGAUGCAGAAAUGACACAAACUACGACAACUACAAGCACUUACGUAAUCAGGUUCAAUCGCUAGUACGCAAGGCCAAAUGUAAUUAUUACCAGGAUGCUUUUCAAGAUUUAAGGGAACCUAAUAUUAUUUGGAAUAGGCUCAAACAUCUAGGAUUAAUCAAAAACAAAUCCUCAGAAAUGAAAUUGCUCUUUUCCACAGAAGAACUGGUGGACUUUUUCACUUAUGGUACGGCGGGGACUAAUAGGGAUGCGCAAAAUACCACAGCUUUCUACUUGGGUGAGGAAACAUACGAUGACUCCAAGUUCUAUCUAGCCUAUCCUAUCUUAUGGAAAAGUGCCAUAAUACAGCCCUUACCAAAGGUCAAAAGUCCAUCGCAAUUAAAGGAUUACAGGCCAAUCUCCAUUUUGUGUACCGUCUCCAAGGCUCUCGAACACAUUGUGGCCGAACAAAUUAAGGCCUAUCUGGACGACCAUGAUUUGCUGGAUCCUCAUCAAGCAGCCUACAGAAAGGACCACUCUACGCAAACCGCGCUGAUCAGAAUUCUUGACGACGUGAAACAGGCCGCUGACGCUAGAAAAGUCACCAUUGCAAUCUUCUUCGAUUUUUCCAAAGCUUUCGACAACGUAAAUCAUUAUUUAUUGAUUGAAAAACUAAGGAACCUUGGUUUUUCAUGUUCGGCACUGCGCUGGAUGUGCUCCUAUCUCUACGAUCGAAGCAAAGUUUUGAGAUACUGUAAAUACAAUUUCUACGCUGACGACCUGUGCAUUUACUUGCAUACGGAAUUGAAGUACCUGGCUGAGGCUGUGCAAAAAGUGAAUCAGGACAUUUCCAAUAUAGUAGCCUGGGCGACGGAAAAUCGGCUAUCUCUAAAUCCAAGUAAGACCACGGCAAUGAUCAUGGGCACAGUUCGCUAUCUUAAUGGUCUCCCAUUAGAUGAUCUGCCUCAUAGCUCGUUGUGGACGACACCAUAA